Hermetia illucens (black soldier fly) is the source of this 1734-nucleotide messenger RNA. RefSeq lists its product as uncharacterized. The record is from RefSeq and is a predicted model, not a curated record. The coding region runs from base 1 to 1734 and encodes 577 amino acids. NCBI's taxonomy places the organism in Eukaryota, Metazoa, Arthropoda, Insecta, Diptera, Stratiomyidae. The transcript has 2 exons.
AUGCGCGACCCAACAUACCGACCUAAAGCUAAAAAUACAACAACAGUAGCACCUUCAACAACAACGGUAGCACCUGCAACAAACUCUUGUGGCUCAACAACAACAUUGUAUGCAUCAGCUUUACUGCAAACAGAAGAGGUACUUCUUCAAACGGCUACUAUUAUAGCUUCGAUUGAUCGGAUUGAACGAUUAUGGGUUGUUGACGAUAUUACAUCAAAUCAUCAUAAGCUUCAAGUGGAUGAUAUUAUCGAAAAACACAUUCGGAAAAAUGGCACGCGAUAUGAAGCAUCAUUGCUAUGGAGAAACGACGAAUGCACUAUUGAUAACAACCGCGGUGGCGCUCUCAAAGGACUUCGACGUUCAUUGGUGAAGCUUAGUGAGGAUCCGGAAAAGUUAAGGCAAUACGAUGAAAUCAUACGGGAGAUGAUUUCAAGUGGUGUUGCAGAAAUUUGCGAUGAAGCAGAAAAAACCAACGAACGGACUUAUUUUAUGCCACAUCGACCGGUGUAUCGGGAGGAAAGAGAGACCAUAAAAACGCGUGUUGUGUUUAACGCAUCAGCACGAUCUGGUGGUAACCCCUCAUUAAACGACUUAUUGUGGUCAGGACCAAACCUUUUACCAGACAUAUUAAAAAUGAUUUUGAACUUCAGGCUUGGCAAACAUGGAAUUACGGCCGAUAUCGAACGAGCUUUCUUGCAGAUAGAGCUGGCACAAAAGGAUCGAAAAGUACAUCGUUUUUUCUGGAUUUUAUCCUUGGAUGAUUUGCUUUCAAUAAUCAUUCUUCAAAUGAAUAGGGUAACCUUCGGAGUCACCUGCAGCCCGUUUCAUCUGAUUGGAGCAUUGUUGAAACAUUUGGAGGAUGAAUCAAUCAAUUUUCCUGAAACCUGUGAACUACUAAAAGACUCGUUUUAUGUGGAUGACCUAAUCGUAAGUGUUGACGAUUUUGAAGACGCUGUAAAAUUGUUCAACGAAACACGUGAAAUAUUGUCCAGAGCAUCGAUGAACAUACGUAAAUGGAAGUCGAACAACGAGAAACUAAGGCAAAUUUUCGAUACAAAUGAAAGCAACAAUAUUUCAAAACACAAGGUGUUAGGACUCAUAUGGUUUAUGGAAAUUGAUACCCUUGCAGUGGAUCUGGAAAAGCUUUGUCAACGGAUAUCUUUCGAUGUAGUAACGAAACGAACCAUUCUUCAAACGUUAGCAUCUGUUUAUGACCCUUUGGGAAUGUUAUCACCAUUUGUCAUAAAAAUGAAGCUCAUUUUCCAAGAGGCUUGGAAACAAAGUUUGGCAUGGGAUGAAAUUUUACCGGCAUCAAUGCUGCACGAAUGGAAGAAAAGCGUAUCCGAAAUACAUUUACUACGAGCCCUUACGAUUUCUCGCUAUGUAUUCGAUUCACCACAUCAAGUUGAGAAGCAGCUACAUAUUUUCGCGGACGCGAGUCCAAAAGCUUACGGAUCUGUUGCAUACAUCAGAAGUAGGAAUUUGGAUGAAACCAUUCGCAUUUCGUUUUUAUAUGCAAAAAGUCGACUUGCGCCUAUUCGUGACAAACGCAUAACACUACCCAAAAUGGAACUAUGUGCUGAUCUGGAAGCCGCAAGGAUGCGCUGCUAUCUUAUUGAGAAAUUAAGAGUGAAAUUCGAUUCAAUAUAUUUAUGGACCGAUUCAAAAAUUACUUUAUACUGGAUUCGUAGCAGUAAAUUCCAGAAAGAUGUAUUCGUUUACAACCGAGUUUAA